Messenger RNA from Phalacrocorax carbo (great cormorant), 1242 nucleotides. Lineage: Eukaryota; Metazoa; Chordata; Aves; Suliformes; Phalacrocoracidae. The record is from RefSeq and is a predicted model, not a curated record.
GCGGUCCCCGUGGCCAUGACACCAGGCCCCGCCCGGGCCUCCUCCGUCGCCAUGGCAACACCAGGCCGGGCAGGCGACGCCAUCUUAAGACCGGGCACAGCGGCCUCGUCUCCUCCCCCUUUCCAGCCCCCUCGCUUCCGGUCACCUGCCAAUCAUUCGGGCGGCGCGCCAGCGACUUCCGGCGAGGUGGCCAAUCGUGGCGGCGGCUGCGGGGAGCCACGUGACGCGGAAGCGGAAGUAGGAGACGUGGAGAUGGAGCCGGACGGGGCGACACGGCACCCCCCCAAACGCCGGUUACCGGCCACGGCGCCUCGUAUGGCGGAUCCACACCCUCUCUUCGGUGAUACCAGCGCGGCGGGGGGCGGCGGGGCCCAACCGGGCCGGGGUUACGGGGCUCCCCCGGCCGCCGCCGCCGCCUCCCGGGACCCACCGGCCGCGGCCUUCCUGGGCGAGCCGGUGUCCAGCCUGGCCAUGGCCUACGGGAGCAGCUUGGCCAGCCAGGGCCGCGACAUCAUGGACCGUAACGUGAGUGGGGGGGGGACGCGACACGGGGGGGCUCCGUGGCCGGUUACCGGGACCCCUCACGGCCCUUUAACUCUCCGCCGCCUGUUGCUCGACCGGUUCAUCCCCGUGGGGCGGCUGAAGUAUUAUUUCGCCGUGGACACCGCGUACGUGGGGAGGAAACUGGGGCUUCUCAUCUUUCCCUUCGCGCAUCAGGACUGGCAGGUGCGGUACCAGCAGGACACCCCCGUCGCCCCCCGCUUCGACGUCAACGCCCCCGAUCUCUACAUCCCAACGAUGGCCUUCAUCACCUACAUCCUCGUCGCCUGCUUGGUGCUGGGCACCCAAAACAGGUUCUCCCCCGACAGCCUGGGCUUGCAGGCGAGCUCGGCGCUGGCCUGGCUCAUCGUGGAGGUUCUGGCCAUCCUCCUCAGCCUCUACCUCCUCGCCGUCAACACCAGCCUCACCACCAUCGACCUCAUCGCCUUCGUCGGCUACAAAUAUGUGGGGAUGAAUCUGGGCCUCAUCGCCGGGCUCGUUUUCGGCCGCAGCGGUUACUACGUGGUGCUGAGCUGGUGCUGCCUCAGCAUUUUCGUGUUUAUGGUAAAAACUAGAGCGAAAAAGGGGGAAAAAAAGGGCGGGGGGGGCUGUGUGGUUUUUGGGGGGGGGGGCACGCCCCCACUUGGGGUGGGGGUGGGACAGCGGGGAGCCCCUCCCCAGUGUCACAGCGGCUGUGUUUAG